Pistacia vera is the source of this 2558-nucleotide messenger RNA. RefSeq lists its product as uncharacterized. NCBI's taxonomy places the organism in Eukaryota, Viridiplantae, Streptophyta, Magnoliopsida, Sapindales, Anacardiaceae. The record is from RefSeq and is a predicted model, not a curated record. The coding region runs from base 41 to 2167 and encodes 708 amino acids. The transcript is spliced from 6 exons.
UUUAAGAUUAUGAAAAACUAGCUAAUUUGAUUUUGUUUUGAUGGAUAUGCAGAUCAACUCUGAUUUGGAGAGAAUCACAAUAAGGGAUAAGAACAGAGAGAUUGAAUGGCAGGGUCAAUCUAAAGCUCUUACGAUAGAAGAUGAUCAGUCAGGAGAUAUCCCAUUUCAACUCUUUCAAAGAUUUGAAAAUUCGAGAGAGCUCUCACUUUAUAGAAAUGAAUGCAAAGAGAUAUUCUUUCCAAAUCUUCUAAAUCUUGAAGUUUUGACAAUUAACAACUGCAAUAGGUUGAUGAAGUUAAUGACACCUUCAGUAGCUAGAAGCUUGGCCCAGUUGAGAGAAAUGAGCAUAGAGGAUUGUGAGGCUUUAGAGGAGAUUAUUGCAAAAGAAGAAGGAGCAAAUGCAAUUGUCAAUUUUGUCUUUCCACAUGUAACCUCAUUGAGGCUCGAAAAUCUACCAGAACUUACAUCUUUCUACCCUGAAAGACAUACUUCUAAAUGGCCAAAGUUGAAAGAGUUGGUGGUGAUUAAUUGUGACAAAUUCACUUCAAAACAUAUGAGCUUCCAAGAAUAUACUAAGGAGGGUGAACAUAUUUCUGAGCCAAAAUCCAUUUUCUUGGAUGAUGAGAUCAACCGUGAUUUGGAGGAAUUGGAAUUAGAGAAUAAGUUGAGACAUAUUAGAUGGGAGAGUCUAUCUAAAUAUCUUAAGAUCGCUCAUGAUAAGUCAGCAAAAAUUCCACUUGGACUCCUUCAAAGAUUUGAAAAUCUAAAAGAGCUCAAACUAUAUGGAAAUAAUCAAUACAAAGAAAUUAAGUGCCUACUUGAUCUUCCAAAUCUUGAAGUUCUAGAAGUAAUAGAGUGUAACAAAUUGAUGACUCUGGAGCCAUCCUCAACUUCUUUCCAGAAUCUUAAAGUUCUAAAAGUAAGUGAUUGCAUCGGGCUUGUGAUGAAGUUAAUAACACCUUCAAUGGCUAUAAGUUUGGUGCAAUUGAGAGAAAUGAGCAUAGAAGAAUGUGAUAUGAUAACAGAGAUAGUAGAAAAUGAGGGAGAUGCAACAAUAAGUACUGAAAUUGUUUUUAACAAUUUGAAGAAGUUGUCACUUGAAAAGUUGGAAAGUCUCACAUGUUUUUGCCCUGGGAAUUACUCUUUCAAUUUCCCAUCUUUGGAAGACUUAAUUAUAAGGGAGUGUCCCAAUAUGAAGACUUUCUCCCAAGGAAUCUUAACCACACCAAAGUUACCCAAAGUCAAAUAUGAUGAUGAGGAGAAGGAUUUAGAGAAUGCGGGGAGUGAGCUCAACACAACCAUACAACAAGCACACAAAAAAAAGGUUGAAUCUGAUUUGAAGGAAUUGAAAUUAACAUUAAGUGGAAGGGACAUCAUGUCCAUUUGGGAAGGAGAGUUUCAAGAGAGCUUUGGUGAAGUGAAAACUCUUGAAUUGAUUAAGGAUGAAUAUGCAAACAUUCCAAUUCAAAUUCUUCACAAAUUUAAUAGUCUUGAAGAACUCAUAUUGAAAGUGAGUUCAUACGAAGAGAUAUUCUCAUCUGGAGAGGAUGAGGAACACGUUGAAGCACUCACAAAAUUAAAAGUUUUAGAAUUGUGGGGACUUUUUAAUUUAAAGUGCAUUUCAAAACAAAACUCUCGAUUGAACUCAAUUCUUCAAAAUCUUGAUCAUCUAAGCCUGAUACAUUGUCACAAUUUGACUACUUUGUCGCCAUCUUUAGUGUCUUUCGAAAAUAUGAGGAUUUUAUAUUUAGAUUAUUGCAAUGGAAUGCAAAACUUAAUGUCAUCCUCAAUAGUCCAAAGUCUAGUGCGACUAGAAGAGCUGGAUAUAGGAUAUUGUGAAAUGAUGAUCGAAAUAUUAGCAAAUGAGGGAGAUAUAGAGAAAGGUGAAAUUGUUUUUGAGAAAUUGGAGAAGUUGACAUUGUAUAAUUUAGAAAGUCUCAUAUGCUUCUGUUCCGAGAAUUACACCUUAAAAUUCCCAUUCUUGAAAGAAUUGAAUGUGUAUGAAUGCUCCAAGAUGAAGACUUUCUUUGGAGGAGCCUUAAGCAUGCCAAAGUUACAAGAUUUGAACAAUAAAGAUUGUUCGGAGAGUGAUAUUGAUACAAUCAUACAACAAUUACAAAAUGAUUGUUCAGAGUUAUGGGAAAGAUUCCCAUAUAAAGAAGAUUAAGAGUUUUAGUUAGACAAGAGAGUGCAACGUUCAUCGGUACACAGCACAGUCAUGUGGUAACAGAGUUGGGUUUUUCUUUCUUGGUGGCUAAUGACGAUAUCCGGCUAAAGUUGAGUCCUCUCGAGUAUUCGGUUGCAUGGCUUCAAUUUACAGUCAAUUUCAAACGAGUCGUAUCGACUACGCGCGUCCUCUCCCUUCCGUUCUCCUUAGCCCUUUCAAAAUCGUCGAUGGUCCUGCCAGUUCAACCGCCGGUAAUUUAGAUGAGAUUGCCAAGUUGUUCCUAAAUCUGUUCGCAACGAUUGGCAAAAUUAGUGCCAAAUGAUGUCGAUUACGCUUCAAGCAGAUUAGAAGUUGAAAAUAGGUGUUGUGUUUGUCUGGGCUCUAGGCGACA